AUGGGUUCAACAGUUCAUGAACGCACGAGUGCAGCUACCAAGCUUCGAAAUUUGAUCGCCACGCCCGGAAAGAUCAUUCUUGCGCCGGGAGUUUAUGAUGGGUUUUCUGCGCGGAUUGCGCUUGGAGUUGGAUUUGAUGCUAUAUACAUGACUGGAGCAGGGACGAGUGCAUCGAGAAUCGGACAUGCAGAUCUGGGAAUCGCCAAUUUGAACGAUAUGCGAGAGCAUGCGGAAAUGAUUGCGAAUCUCGACAGCGCUGUGCCCCUCAUUGCAGACGCCGAUACUGGGUACGGAGGUCCAAUCAUGGUCACUCGCACAGUACAGCAGUAUGCACGAAGCGGAGUCGCAGCCCUACACAUCGAGGAUCAAGUACAAACAAAGCGUUGUGGCCAUUUGCAAGGAAAACAACUCGUCCCAGCUCCCGACUUCCUCAUUCGCAUCAGAGCAGCCGUUGCAGCUCGGCACGCUGUAAGCUCAGGUAUUGUCAUCAUCGCUCGCACGGAUGCUCUGCAGUCGUUUGGAUACGACGAAGCUAUCUCCCGUUUGCGUAUGGCUCUCGAAGCUGGUGCAGACGUGGCAUUCCUGGAGGGCAUCACAAGUAAAGAGGAGGCGAGACGGGCAGUGAAGGACUUGGCACCAUGGCCUGUGUUGUUGAACAUGGUGGAGCACGGGGUAACACCCAAUAUCAGCGUGCAUGAAGCGCAAGAAAUGGGGUUUCGUGUUGUGAUCUUUCCAUUUGCUGGACUUGCACCAGCUUAUAAAGCUAUGAAAGAGGUGUAUACAAGGUUGAAGGUGGAAGGUGUGACGGGGGCGGAAACGUUGAUGACCCCAAAACAGUUGUUCGAGGUGAGUGGCUUGAAGGAUGAUCUUGAGAUUGACGCUGCGGCUGGUGGGACAGCAUUCUCAGGUGGUGUUUAACCUGCAAGACAUUAUCUGAUUUGUGGCCAGACAUUCAAGAUAAAUGUCAACUUGGUCCUGGUGUAUUUAGCCCAUUCGAAUAUAAACUUGCCCCAUUUAUUCGUCAGGUAGGCGAGUUUAGCGACGUUUGAUUUUUGCUGCUUGGGCAAAGAGGUGAUGGAAUGUAAAGUGUUUGAAUGGCUCAAGUGAAGGUGGAGGAGCCGAGAAUUAAGAUUGCGAUGGAAAAUGCAGCUGAGAUUCCAGGGUCGGCGACAAUCGCCUACAUGGGCGUCGAAAGAGCUGAGAUUCGAUUUUCCACUCUCCCUUUACUGGUAUCCAUUGACCCCCAAGUCAGUCACCCCUGCGCCUUCUAUGGUAUAAUUCAUGGGGUAUAAGUCAUCAAAUAUCAAGUCGUUGAGUUCAAAGUUUUGAGGAGUUGCGACAGCUGAUAUAGUGUUACCACGAAAGUGAGCAG
This is a messenger RNA of Mollisia scopiformis, 1372 nucleotides long. Its product is annotated as Phosphoenolpyruvate/pyruvate domain-containing protein. Bases 1 to 918 code for a protein of 305 amino acids. The record is from RefSeq and is a predicted model, not a curated record. NCBI's taxonomy places the organism in Eukaryota, Fungi, Ascomycota, Leotiomycetes, Helotiales, Mollisiaceae. Gene Ontology annotation, molecular function: catalytic activity. The transcript is spliced from 3 exons.